GCCACGCAGACAGAUGUGCAAGAUGUCGGAGCGUUUGUUUCUUUACUUUAUUCUCUGUCUUCACUUUAUUGUUGUCUUUAUCACUUUAGUUUGUGCCACAGAUUCGACUGAUGAGGUUCAAAUCGAGGUGAUUUACUUACCAGAAAACUGCACCCAGAAAGCGAGGAAGGGAGAUUUAUUACACGCACAUUAUGAUGGAUAUCUGGCCAAGGACGGGUCUCAGUUCUACUGCAGUCGCUCAGCUAAAGAUGGACAGCCUCACUGGUUUGUUCAUGGGGUUGGGGAGGUCAUCAAGGGCUUGGACAUUGGCCUGAAAGACAUGUGUCCUGGUGAGAAGCGGAAGAUCACGGUACCUCCUUCGUUAGCAUUUGGUGAGAAGGGGAAAGAGCCGGUGCCACCCAAUGCAACCUUGAUCUUUAAGGUGGAGCUUUUGCAUGUGCGACGAGGUCCACGCAGCAUGGAAGCCUUUAACGAAAUGGACCACAACAAUGAUCGGACUCUUACAAAAGAAGAGGUGAAAGAACACUUGAAAAUGGAAGCAAAGAAGUUAAACGUGCAGAAAGACGAGUCCUAUUUCGACGCUGUUGUGAGCGACGUCUUCCGCAGGAAUGACGAGGACGCAGAUGGAACUUUAACCAUAAAAGAGUACAAUGUCUAUGAGCAUGAUGAGCUUUAACUAUAAAUAGACAUCGCACUUCCUCAUAGACAUUUUUAUGCCGGUUGGAUAUGGGAUAUUUUUGAAGUGUAUAAUAAAAUACCACUAGGACUACGCAAACGUUUAAUAAAGAUGAUUUUUAGAUAAU
This is a messenger RNA of Tachysurus vachellii, 803 nucleotides long. RefSeq names its product FKBP prolyl isomerase 7 (gene fkbp7). The transcript has 4 exons. Lineage: Eukaryota; Metazoa; Chordata; Actinopteri; Siluriformes; Bagridae. Bases 14 to 676 code for a protein of 220 amino acids. The record is from RefSeq and is a predicted model, not a curated record. Gene Ontology annotation, molecular function: calcium ion binding; peptidyl-prolyl cis-trans isomerase activity.